UUUACAAGAAAACCGAAAGACCGUAUGUUUAAGCACGUAGGAUUAAUGUCACAACCAACGCACGAUCUUUGUGCGCGUGCAUGAUUUGAGGCACUCCACAGAGAUAUAAAAUGGCGGGAGGAAGAAGAAUCCAGCAACAUCGAUCGUCCCUGUGAGCUCCCCAUUUGCUCUUGCGCUUCUUCAUACUCCAACUUGCUAGUAAGAAGCAAACAGCCACGUUUGGUAGCAAUGGCGGCGUCGACGCGCAGCACCACCGUCGUCUUGCUCGUCGUGGUCACGUUGGCGGCGGCGGUGCUGCAGCCGGCGGAGGCGGCAGCUGCGACGAGGCGCCGCGCCGACACCAGCGUGCUCUGGUACCCGGGAACCAGGCAGCGUAGCCCCAGCGGCUUCCGGGGUUUCCCUCGCUCCAGGCUGUCGCCGCCGUCCGCGGGCAGGAUGACGCCGCCGUCGCCCAGCGGCAGGCCGAUGACGCCGCCGCCGUCCCAGGCGCAGGCGCCGCCCGCGCCCAGCUCGCAGGCGCCGUGCAUCGCCGCGCCCGGCUUCCCCGGCAUGCCGGUGGGCGGCGCCGGCGGGUUCGGAGGGUCGCCGCCCUCGCCGCCGUCGGCGCCGACGGACUGCGUGACGCCGCUGGCGGGGCUGAUGACGUGCGCGUCGUUCCUGACGGGGAGCGACCCGGAGACGCCGACGCCGCAGAGCGAGUGCUGCGGCGGGCUGGGCAUGUUCCUCAACAGCUCGGCGGCGGCGGACGACCGGUCGCUGAGGUGCCUGUGCCCGGUGAUCCUCGGCGACGUGAACCGCAUGCUCCCCAAGCCCAUCGACCCCGUCCGCAUGAUGUACCUCCCCAUCGCCUGCGGCGUCGUCCUCCCGCCCCAAGUCCUCUUCAUCUGCUUCACUGGGCAGCCGACGCCGCCGGUGGUGAACCGGAUUCCUGACUCCUGGAAGACCUCGUCUUCUUCAGCCUUGUCGCCUUGAGCUGGAGCCAACGAUCGAAUUUGGUUACUGCUCAUCACGCGCAAUUAAUCUCGGGACGUAUCUAUCCCAUCAACUUUAGUCAAGACUUAAAAACAAAAAGAAACUAGCUGGUUACUAGUACCAACUUUGCAAACACCGGACUGGUCAACGCAUAAUGCGUCAAUUGUGGUGUAGUAUUACCGAUCAAUGUAGUAGCUACCGUGUCU
Messenger RNA from Hordeum vulgare subsp. vulgare (domesticated barley), 1178 nucleotides. RefSeq names its product non-specific lipid transfer protein-like 1. The coding region runs from base 229 to 972 and encodes 247 amino acids. The transcript has 3 exons. The record is from RefSeq and is a predicted model, not a curated record. Lineage: Eukaryota; Viridiplantae; Streptophyta; Magnoliopsida; Poales; Poaceae.